CCUGACGCCGCGGCCUGUGGUUGCGAGCUGUCGGAGUCGGUGUUCCACUCUUAAGGUUCCCCGACAGCCGGUGGCGGCGCGGGUCUAGGCCUGGGCCAGGGUUCGUUCCAGGACCGGGCGGGUUUGUACCCGCGCGGCGAGCUCCGCCGGCUGCUGUGGGGUCCCGGCUCCCCGCUGGGUGGCUGGGGCUUUGGGGACCGUCCCCUGAGGGCCGUCCCGCGUCGAACCUCCAGGACCGCGCGUCCCGGGGCUCGUGGAAGAGAAGACUCGAAAAUAGGGCAAGUUGCUCGCGCUGCUUGAGGACCAGGCUUUUUCACCGCGAGGGUCUCCCGAUCUGCGCUCCAGCCGCGAGAGAGGCCUUGGUUCCGCGCUUUACGGAGGAAGAACCUCGGGCCGGGAAAGGUGAAGUCCGCGGACAGGCGGUGCGGCCGGGAGCUGCCGGAUUGAGAUUCGGAGCGAGUCCGGCUGGCGCCCGAGCUGCCGGCGUUUGCCUUCUGCGGGGUUCUCGGGGUGGGAGGUGGCCUUGGCGGGCCGUUUCUGGGCCACAGAAUCGGUUAGGUCUGGGGUGGGGGCUCCGAAAUCUCUCUUCCCAGCAGCUGUGCCCCGGCCGGUAACAGCGUCCUACUCCCCUGGGAACAGAGCGAGAGCUACAGCGCAGUGUGUUCAGAGCUUUUGACCCUCCCGUUGAGAGGAAAUAAAUGCAAGCUGUCGCGACACAUCUUGAGGGUGUCGAGGGGUGGCAUUUGACUCUGCCGUUAGCUCUUUUGGGGGCAGAUGGCAGUCUCCGUCAUCUCCCUGCCUGUUAAAGAAGGAAUUCUAUGCUUCUCACCUGGGGAAAUUUGUUCAGUGCACAGAUUCCUGGGCUCGCCCCAGCUCAGAAGGUCUGGGGAAGGUCUGGAAAUUGGAGUGCCAAAUAAGCCAUAAAACGAGCUCGUCACCUGCGAGGACUCGAAAUGUGACGCUUUCUUAGAGCAAUAAAGAAAGGAAUCAUAGGUUCAGAACAUGUGGCUUGGACCUCCCUGGGUUGGUCUCUUUAGUAGCUAUGCUCCUGUAUUUGCUGUGAGCUCAAAAUUUAAUGGCAGAAAUGCCAAAUUAGUAUACUGAGUAUUAGGAGGUGGUUUUGUUUUGUUUUGUUUUUUCAGUUGACUGAAAACUGGAAGUUAAUGAAGUUUGAAUGUUAAUUUACCUCCUGUUGACGGCCCAAGUGACUCUGGGUGAGCCGCUUAACCUUGUAGUCAUCAUCUGUGCCCCCUUCGCAACAUCUCCCGCGAUGCUUGUCGCAAAGACGAACACUUGGAUCCAUCCUGAGAUGGAUCCAUUCUGAGACAGACCAUGGAUACCCUCGUGUGGUUUUAAUCAGGAAUGAAAUCUGAAAGCUAAGAACAGAAGCGUUUUUGGUCAAUAUGGAGGACAAAAGACGGCGAGCCCGAGUGCAGGGAGCCUGGGCUGGUCCCCCUAAGAGCCAGGCCCCUGCUCAGCCAGCCACCACUGCGAAGAGCCAUCUCCACCAGAGACCUGGUCAGACAUGGAUGAACAAGGAGCAUCAUCUUGCAGACAGACAGUUUGUGUUCAAAGAACCCCAGCAAGUAGUACGCAGAGCUCCAGAGCCACGGGUAAUUGACAAAGAGGGUGUGUAUGAAAUCAGCAUGUCACCCACAGGCAUAUCUAGGGUGUGUUUGUAUCCUGGCUUUAUUAACUUAAAAGAAGCUGACUGGGUAUUGGAACAGCUUUGUGAGGUCGUUCCCUGGAAACAGAGGACUGGCAUCAGAGACGAUGUAACUUACAAGCAACCAAGACUUACAGCAUGGUAUGGAGAACUUCCUUACACUUACUCAAGAAUCACUAUGGAACCAAAUCCUCACUGGCAUCCUGUGCUGCGCACACUGAAGGACCAAAUCGAGGAAAACACUGGCCACACCUUCAACUCCUUGCUCUGCAAUCUGUACCGAAACGAGAAGGACAGUGUCGACUGGCACAGCGACGAUGAACCUUCGCUAGGGAGAUGCCCCGUCGUCGCUUCACUGAGCUUCGGCGCCACACGCACUUUUGAGAUGAGAAGGAAACCCCCGCCAGAAGAGAACGGAGACUACACGUAUGUGGAAAGAGUGAAGAUACCCUUGGAUCAUGGGACCUUGUUAAUCAUGGAAGGAGCGACACAAGCUGACUGGCAGCAUCGAGUGCCCAAAGAGUACCACUCUAGAGAACCGAGAAUAAACUUGACCUUUCGGACAGUUUAUCCAGACCCUGGAGGGGCGCACUGGUGAUAUGAGAGCUUUGAGAGAGAAACUGUGCUGAGACCGAACAAAUCCUCCGCCGUGAAGAAACUUCCAGAGGCUGGUCCGGCUGAUCUCGCAGGGAGGCUGUUCAGAAGACAAGGGUGGGAUUUGCUUCCUGGCUUCGGAGUCCUAUUAAAUGAGAGCCAGCGGGUCACAUUUAUACUGUGUUUACUGUGGGAACAGUACCCCUAAUCACAUCUUAAAAUCACAGAGCUUCUUUAGGCAAAUUAAAAACUGCUGUGGCUGUACUCUCGG
This is a messenger RNA of Mustela erminea (ermine), 2531 nucleotides long. RefSeq names its product alkB homolog 3, alpha-ketoglutaratedependent dioxygenase (gene ALKBH3). Lineage: Eukaryota; Metazoa; Chordata; Mammalia; Carnivora; Mustelidae. Gene Ontology annotation, molecular function: dioxygenase activity. Gene Ontology annotation, biological process: DNA repair; DNA alkylation repair. The transcript is spliced from 10 exons. The coding region runs from base 1404 to 2264 and encodes 286 amino acids. The record is from RefSeq and is a predicted model, not a curated record. Gene Ontology annotation, cellular component: nucleus.